Messenger RNA from Phragmites australis (common reed), 631 nucleotides. RefSeq names its product mitochondrial import inner membrane translocase subunit Tim13-like. The coding region runs from base 139 to 402 and encodes 87 amino acids. Lineage: Eukaryota; Viridiplantae; Streptophyta; Magnoliopsida; Poales; Poaceae. The transcript has 2 exons. The record is from RefSeq and is a predicted model, not a curated record.
UCCGCUCCACCGCCGCCCCCGCGCAGUACGACCCGCCGUGCCCAGCAAAAGCCAUAAAACCUCCGCGGCGGAGAACGCGCUGUAACCACCGGUCACUCGCCAAAGGCUCGGGGAGCAAGCGAGGCGAAGCAAGCGGGCAUGGACUCCUUCUCGUCGCCGUCGCUUUCGUCGCCCGGGAACCCCAACCCGGAGGCGAUCAUGGAACAGAUCAAGGCGCAGCUCGCACAGGCUUACGCGCAGGAACUUCUUGAGACUGUCGGGAACAAGUGCUUUGAGAAGUGUGUGACCAAGCCAGGAUCAAGCUUGAGCGGGAGCGAGAGCAGCUGCAUAUCGCGUUGUGUUGACCGUUACCUCGAGGCGACUGGUAUUGUCAGCCGGGCUUUGUUCAGUUCCCAGCGCUAGGAACACAUGAAGAGAGAUGAUUUCUCGAAGAUUCCUGGCGAGAAUGAUGUCCUUCUGAGUUUUAGCUCAGCAAGAUACAAUAAAUUUUUUGUGCUUAAUUUUUCAUGCAGUGUUAAUCCUCGUAAGAUCUGGGAGGUUUUUCUUGUAAUCCUUUCUGCUUUAGUAAAAGAAACAUGCUCUAUUAAGUUGCGCAGAUGUUGCAUUGGCUCAUCUUGCAUUUUGUCUCUCC